This is a messenger RNA of Drosophila eugracilis, 348 nucleotides long. RefSeq lists its product as uncharacterized. The transcript has 2 exons. Bases 29 to 211 code for a protein of 60 amino acids. Lineage: Eukaryota; Metazoa; Arthropoda; Insecta; Diptera; Drosophilidae. The record is from RefSeq and is a predicted model, not a curated record.
UCAGUCGGACGCAGCAUCUCUCGGUGAAAUGUUGGACAUUCUGUUUCUUUGGCUUGUUACCCAGCUCUUUGGCCUUAUUCAAGGGCGUUCUGUGGGCGGUGGAUCAGGAAGCUUGGAUGAGUGGCAGGAGUUUUCGGCACCUCAGCCAGAUUCCACAAUCUUUAUGUACAAUCAAACUGAUAAGCAACCCUGGGACUAUACUUGGAAUUAAAUAUGAUUGUUAAUAAGUAAUUAAAGAAAACAUAAACUUAAUAGAAAUGAUUUCAGUUUUGUUUUAAUAAAAAUUUACUUGAAACAUUUCCCGAAUAUAUUUCUGAGUCGGAAGUAAAAAAUGUUGUAAGGAAAAUA